This is a messenger RNA of Hymenoscyphus albidus, 882 nucleotides long. The record is from the annotation of a GenBank genome assembly. Lineage: Eukaryota; Fungi; Ascomycota; Leotiomycetes; Helotiales; Helotiaceae.
AUGUUCAACACCCACAUACGGACGAUUGACAACAACUCAUCCACCUCAUGCUCCUACGCCAUGUCUUCGUCCCCUCGACCUCAGCUACAAGUCCCAGCCAACUUUUCAUCACGCUCUUCAACUUCCUCCGACUCCUCGUCUUCGUCCUCUUCCUUUUCUUCCAUGGAUUCUCGAUCAUACACUCCCCGCGUGGAGACCCUUCGAUGCUCAAGGUGUGCCAAGUGUGUGGAAACCGUUAUAUCUUCCAGCCGAUCGCCAGUGACCUCGGAGGAUGCUCUCGCAAACGGAAUGGUACAAUUCGGACACAACCUUUACUACUGCGAGAGAUGUGCUCGGAUGGUUGGUUACGCGUGAAAGAUACAAGGAAUACCAGGACCUUUACUGGACUGGUACAAGAAACAGACUUUCAACACACUACAAUAUAAACAACUCGGUUAGGGAACAAUGCCCAAACGACAACCGAUCAACAUUUGGGACAAAAACAGCCCCCAGAUUGCUUCCUUGGGAUAUGAAUCGGGCACAGCAGAUCACACCCAGCUUGAAUCUCGACCUCAGCAAUUCAUUUCUGCUAUCAAAGCAAAGCCUCGAAACCUCCAAAUCGAUAAAAUUACCUCGGCCAUGAGAAUUCACGAGAUUUCUGCAUUUCGUCACCACCAAAUCGGGGUGCAUGCACUGCAUACAGAUAGGCGCGGGAUUUGUACCCGCUUGUGCAUUUAUCCCUUGCAACCACCAAUCACACAAUGCCACAUUCUCCAGCAGACCCGCCAGUCGCGACAUUCAAUUGGAAGACCUCCAACCCCAUGUCUUGAGUCUAGAACUCAGGGUGGUACGAUUAUGGCGCUGGGAAGACAGUAUGCAACCACACCUUCGUGGGAUUGUUGA